This is a messenger RNA of Nannochloropsis gaditana CCMP526, 1105 nucleotides long. RefSeq lists its product as uncharacterized. The transcript is spliced from 4 exons. The record is from RefSeq and is a predicted model, not a curated record. Bases 44 to 1105 code for a protein of 353 amino acids.
AUCCACAGGCCAGCACCGCCAUCGUCGGCCGGAAGGGUCUACCAUGGCUGUAUCUACGAAAUGGACGCGCAGAAGCCGCCAUGGUCGUCCAUCCGUACCCUCCUUUGCGCUUUUUUUCUUCACUGCGGCAUCUCUCCUCUUGCGCUCCGCCUCCUUCGCCCUUGGCACUUUUUCGAUGCGCCCCAUGAUGUCCAGUGUGCGCGACGCUCUAGCCUCUCCUCAAAAAGCCUUUCAAAAGCAAGCGCUUGUUCAGUCUUUGUUGGGUCCCGUGCCUCCUUCGGACCGGGAUUUUCUCAUAAAUGGCUGGCGAUGGCACUCACGAAGUGUCUUGAGGGACGUACGGCGUUUCCAGGAGGUAGCGACGCGGGAGAGGCAGGAGGUACUCAGGGGCGUGGAGGGAUCCAGCCGCCUGCCCGCCUGCUACGACUUCUUUUGGAGCUUCUCCUGGGUGGCCCUCCUGAAAAUCGAGAACCAGAUUUUUUACCCCUUCCUCCGCAAAACCCUCCCCUCGGACCUCCGGCCCCUCUUGCAAGAUCUGGAGCGCCAAGGAGAGGAGGUGGGAGGGAGGGUCCUGUCCUGGUUUUCGUUCCUCGCCGAUCUUUCUUCGCACCAUUGGCGUCUUCGCCUCCUUUUCCUUGUUCCCACGGAACCGUUUGCGUGCCGUGGUCUCCGCCCUGGGCCUGGCGCACGGCUGGGUGGAAGGGCACCGGCAUCUCCUGUGAUCCUCCUUCAAGUUUGGUUCGCCGCCCCACCUCAUUCACUCGACUGCCCUUUUCUCCUUCCUGUCCUCCUAUAUUUCCUUUCCUCCCCCGUCACAAACCUCCAGGUCACCACGUUGGGCCAACGCCUUGGCCAGGUUGUGGGCAAGUUCCGUGACCCGUCUUCCCCUCCCUCUGCCCCCCCUUCCCCCCCUUCCUCCUCCUCCCUCCCUUCCUCCUCACGCCUGGCCCGCCUGGACGAGGCCCUGAGCCUCGCGGGGAAGAUGGAGGUCAAGGUGAAAGAUAUGAUCGACACGCAGGACAGCAUGCUCGUGCCGGUGGUUGCCGCGUAUUUGUCUCAAAAAGAGCAGAAAAAAUUCAAUAACAAAGCCGCGUCCACCUGGUGA